UGGAACCAGUGUUCAAUGAUGGUGUGGUAAUAGUGAGCUCCACGAAGAGCUAUCGCUGUGAGGAGUUUGUAUGGGGAAUCACCAUAACUUCAAGGAAUACACCCGUACAGUCCGAAACCGAAAUGAGGCAGGUGAAGAAUAUUUUGCCUUGAUUACGUACAUCCAGGUGUGUGAAAGGCAUUUCCCAAAAUGGCAAGUUCUGGGGGAGGAAAAGAGGGAGACAAACCUAUUCUGGUACAACUGGCCCCUGAGGGCAUACAAGCUGCAACAAGCUGGUCACAGAUGAGGAACUGGCAAGGAAGCUCCAACAAGAAGAGGAACAGAGAUCAACGCAAUUUCUAGCGGACCAGUUGCUUUCGCUCAACAACUUGCCGAGGAGAUGAAUGGACAGGAAAAUGGAGCCGCCAGUGAUAGUGAGUGUGCUGAACAAUUGCAGAAAGAGUUUAAUCGCUAUCGGGGAAUGACGGAAGUGGACUCACUCCUGGCGCAGGCAGCUUCAGAGGCAGGAGGAGGAGGCGCCAGCGCCGGAGACACAUGCAGCAGCAACAACAGCUAGGAUUUCAACGACUCAGGGGAGGCGUCCCAGAGGUGGGCCAGUCUGAUGCAGAUGUUGGUCACCAGGGGGCAGGCCUCCGACCCCGUGUGAUCGGACACCCUCAAAGAGUGACUGUGGUUCAGAGUGGGGGACCAGCAAGGAACUUCGUACAGUUCGCCUCGGCGCAUCCGUUCAGGAGACAAAGAUUUCCGAUCCGACACCAACAGGCUGCCGCCCAGCUCCCAGAUGGAGAGUUUGACCCGAGACAAUGCUAUUGUCCAUUGGAGGCGGCAUGAACAGCGAUUUCAUCAACAUCAUGCAAGACCCAAUGCUGUUGGUGAUGGCGAUGAGCCGGGCAGCAGACUUCACGGGCAAUGAGCAGAACGUGGAUGUCAGUGACUACGAUGGCCUGUGGGAGUUGGCAGAGAGGCUGGGGGAGGUUCAGCGGAAGGGGGUCAGUGAGGAGGAGAUCGGGAACCUGCCCACACAUUCAUUCCAGGCAGGUGCUUCAGCAGCCCAGAACACAGACUGCCAGGUGUGUCUGACUGCCUUCCAGCCGGGGGAGACACUCCGCACUCUACCCUGUCUACACGAGUAUCAUAGCGAGUGCAUUGACGAGUGGCUGAAGAGAAACGCCACGUGCCCGAUAUGUCGGCAGGAUGUCAGACAGUGAUAGAGCAUCUUCAGAGGUCAUUGGAGGUCAUCACAUACACAGACAAUACUUACUAGGGCAGCGGACAAGUCGCUCUGAUUGUGAGAAAUUAUGUCUGUACAAGCCGCACAGACUAGCUGAUGAUAAAUGUUGGCCAAAA
This is a messenger RNA of Haliotis rubra (blacklip abalone), 1347 nucleotides long. RefSeq names its product RING finger protein 44-like. The coding region runs from base 804 to 1208 and encodes 134 amino acids. The record is from RefSeq and is a predicted model, not a curated record. Gene Ontology annotation, molecular function: ubiquitin protein ligase activity. Gene Ontology annotation, biological process: protein ubiquitination; ubiquitin-dependent protein catabolic process; positive regulation of DNA-templated transcription. The transcript is spliced from 7 exons. Lineage: Eukaryota; Metazoa; Mollusca; Gastropoda; Lepetellida; Haliotidae. Gene Ontology annotation, cellular component: cytoplasm; nucleoplasm.